UAAUAAUUAAGAGAGUACAGAUUAAUGGAAAAUAAUCCAUUUGAAAUGGAGUGGGUAAGACCAAUUGUAAAGUGUUUGGUAAAAGGCUGCUCAAGCCAUGAGCGCACAUACUUUGUCCACAAAGGAAAUCGACAACAUUGGUUCGCGAAUCUUAGAAUAAGUGGGGCGCCUACGCGCGCCAAGGUAUGCGUAAAGCACUUCCUAGAUGAAUGCUUUGUGAAUGGAAAGCUUCGGAUAGGAAGUCUUCCCACUGAAAACUUGGGCCAUGAACCAUUGCACAGACCUGUGUUUAGCAGAUGGCAAAAGCGAUAUCGUCGCCGCAUAAAGCCGGAGCUGAAAACAGAAAGUGAUAUUACAGUAAAACCGCCUUUGUCCGAAAGCUUGAAUAUUGAGAAUAGUCUGCUGUCCGCUGAGAGCUUGGCACGAUUGGAACAAGCCGCAGAUGCAGAAUUUGAAAAAUAUAUCGUUGAGGACGAAAUGUCCGAUGGCGGGGAGCAAACCACACAUUCCGAAAGUCAUGACAAUGAUAGAUAUAUCAUUGAAGACCAGUUGUCCGAUAGCUUGGAAGAAGCCAGCCAUUCUCAGUCCGAAUCAUCAUUAAUUUUGUUUUUGCAACAAAGAAACAAUGAGCUGCAAGCAGAGGCUGAAUGCCUACGCGUAGAGAAUACCCAAUUAAGAAUGGAGAACAUAUCCUUGAAAAAAAGCUUUGAGAUCCAUAAAUGUUUCUUCGAAUGAAAGAACUAGUGUUAAGAACAUGACCACCUCAUAAAAUGAACUAUUUUACUGCGAAUCGCUUCUUAUCCUGGCCAUCGGAUCCCCAAUGCCCCAUAUAAAGUUGUUUCAGUUCAACACAAUUUUUGUAUGAUAAUUAUAGUGUGUAUUAUAGUAUAAUAAGUACAUAAUAAAUCAAUUUUUCCCAUUUCAAAAAGA
Drosophila persimilis is the source of this 930-nucleotide messenger RNA. RefSeq lists its product as uncharacterized. The record is from RefSeq and is a predicted model, not a curated record. The coding region runs from base 25 to 735 and encodes 236 amino acids. Lineage: Eukaryota; Metazoa; Arthropoda; Insecta; Diptera; Drosophilidae. The transcript is spliced from 3 exons.